ACAUGCUUGACGUGUGAUGUUGACACUGACAGUUUAGAUAAAUCCUGCUUGUCUCGAGAUUUCGUGACAUCAUUAAAACUCAUUAAAACUCAUGCAUUAAAUGUAGCUGUACUACUGUUGCGUUAGUGUGUGCAAAGUGUGAGUGAGAAGUUCGUGUCGGUCGGAUAACGUCCCCCAGUCGUCCACUCGACAUACGAGAUUUGAGAACCAAGAACGUGUGGCCGGCACGCAUAACCGUGGAAAAAAAGGUUUGCUCAUACGCAGCGUUAGAUUCAAUAAAGUGUUAUAAGUAGUAGUUAAUCAAAACAUAUAUAAAAUGUCUAACCAUGUCGAGGAAAACAGCACAGAAAAUGUGGUCAGGAAGUUUUUUAACCUCAAGGAAAUGCCGCACAUUGUGAAACCCCUUGACAGAAACCAGAAAAUCCAUCCUCAUAUAUUAAACGCUAUUGGUAAUACUCCUUUAGUGAAACUCAGUAACAUACCUAAAGAAGAAGGCAUAAAAUGUGACAUGUAUGCAAAAUGCGAGUUCUUAAACCCUGGUGGUUCAGUAAAGGAUCGCAUAGCUUACCGUAUGGUCCUUGAUGCUGAAGAGAGGGGCAUACUGAAGCCUGGCAAGUCUGUUAUUGUGGAGCCUACGUCUGGUAACACUGGUAUUGGGCUAGCCCUGGCCUCAGCUGUCAGAGGUUACAGAUGUAUUAUAGUAUUACCAGAAAAAAUGUCUGAUGAGAAGGUGAACACUUUAAUAGCACUAGGAGCUGAGAUUAUCAGAACACCCACAGAAGCAGCUUGGAAUGAUCCCACCAGCAACUUGAUGGUAGCUCGCAGGCUGUCCAAAGAGAUCCCUAAUGCGGUCAUGCUGGACCAGUACAAUAACCCUUGCAACCCGCUUGCUCACUACGACGGCACGGCUGAAGAAAUCCUGUGGUCUUUAGAUGAUGACGUGGAUAUGGUGGUAAUGGGUGCAGGUACUAGUGGUACUGUCUCAGGAGUCGGUCAUAAGAUCAAGGAACGCUGUCCCAAGUGCAUUGUGGUCGGCGUCGACCCCUACGGAUCUAUACUUGCUCAACCCGAAGAGUUGAAUAAGACAGACGUGCAGAUUUAUGAGGUUGAAGGCAUCGGAUACGAUUUUCUUCCGGCCUCACUCGACAGAGGUGUCAUUGACAAAUGGAUCAAAUCCGAAGACCACGCCUCGUUGGCAAUGGCCCGAAGACUUAUCAAAGAUGAAGGAUUACUCUGUGGUGGUAGCAGUGGUUCUGCGAUGUGGGGCGCUGUCCAGGCAGCUAAGUCGUUGAAAGAAGGUCAGAAAUGUGUGGUACUGUUACCCGACAACAUUCGCAACUACAUGACCAAGUUCAUAUCCGACCAAUGGAUGGAGGCCAGGAACUUCCAGCCUUUAGUCAUGAAAGAACAUCUUCCAUGGUGGGGCAAAACAGUGACGGAAGAUAUGGUACAGAGCAUCGAGAGUGUAUCACAUAACAGUUCGCCUUCGGAAGCAUUCGCCACUCUCAAGAAAAGCGGCGCACCAGUGUUGACCGUUGUUAAUGAAAAAGGAUCUGUGAUUGGCUUGUUCACGGCGGACAAUGCACGAAAGAGGCUGGUUAACCUGUCGGGCUCCUUCGCAGAAAGUCUCGAAAAAUUUACAGUGAAAAAGUUCUACAAAGUGGAUCUCACUCACAAGCCCACUCUAGGAUUGGUGUCGCGGAUGCUCGACAUUGCUCCUCACGUAGUUGUUGUUAAAACAGAUGCAUCUACACAUAUCGAGACCCCAGUUGGACUGUUCACCUCAGAGAACCUGCUGACGAGUAUCUCUACAGAAUCCAAAAUUGUAAAUGGAAGCUAAAGCUUGUGUCAAGUUUUAUUGUUACAAGUUUUUAUUGGCUAAGAUUUACUUACAAAAAACCAGUGAAAAUGUGUAAAAUAUUGUAAAUACUUAUGGGAUGGAGCUUGGACAAUCAGGUUUAUCAACAUUUCAAUCAGCAUCUACAUGAUUCUCUUCAGAAAUCUGCACUGCGACUCUGUUGACACAUUACCCCCAAUACAAAAAUAUACUUAAAAGACAUUUUUUAUGACGUAUGUGCUAAUUAUAGACAGUAUUAAAUAAUAUUCAAGUAGAACAAACUGAAAGUUAUCAAAACAUUAAAAUUCUAAUGUGAAUUCUUUCUGCAAAGGUGCUGGCACAGACCCUAAUACAAUCAAUAUUGUAAGAGUAAUGCAUUUGAUAAAUUAUUGAGACAAAUGUAAGGUGAAAGAAACAUUAUUAUAAGAAGUAAUAUUUUCUUAUUCUGGUAAUAAAUAUGUUUAUUAAUGCAUUUUUUGUUUUAUUUGUAUAAAAAAAACAAUGAGCUAGGUACAUUCUGAUUCAGACAUAACCAAUGACAAUAAGAGAAAUGAAUAAAGCAUUUUAAGUUUCACUCUUAUAUUGAUACUGUUUAUGGAGAUGGAGUUGACUGUUUUGCAUUGGCUGCAAGAAUAGCUCCAGGCGCAGGAUAAGGUCUCAUUUGGUACAAUGAUCCAGUUGCAGUUGAAUCUACUCCAGUCUUGGCAUGGGUGUCAAGUCCAGAAGUCCAGCUACCCCUAGCUAUAUCAGAAUAAGCAGCAGGGUCCAUUGGAUCCAAGUCAUUAUCCUUAACCCUUUGUCUUUUAUUUCUGUGAUGCACUAAAUCCUUGUCCUUCUCCCUCCGUUCAUGUUUCUUUUCUUUGUGCACUUGUUGUGGGACUUCCUGAUCAGAAGCUUCACUGCUAUCGUCACUUUCAUCACCUUCCUUCAACAGUCGCUCUUCUCUUAAGUGUGCAGCACUCUCGGUAGGGACAGCACGUGGAUGAGCAGGAGGUAACCAGCAAACUAAAUUAUUGUGAACAUUCCAAAAGUAAUGCUGCCCAAAACCUUCAUCAUAGACUUCUUCCCAGCCGGGUGGCAAAGGCCAUAUUUCUAAAGCUUUCUUCUUGUAUUCCAAAUAAUUCUCGCGGGGAACAGUUUUUCCUGCUUUCCAUCUUUUUACGCAGUACUUGGAACAUUCGUGGUAGAUAUUACUUUUAUUCGGGCAACCCUUAUGACCCUUUAUAGGAUCAACGUUAACACCUUCAAUGCCUUCCCAGAAGUGUUCCUUAGCCCGAUCGUCAAGUUUACUAUCAUAAUCUUCUGCUAUGAUCUCUUCGUUGGUUUGAGUCUGAGGAACUUCAGCGUUCUGUACUGGUUCGGGAGUAGCUUUUAUUAUACCUCGCUUAGCCAGCCGCGCAGCUAAGGCUGGUGGGAGAGGCAUUGCUCAUGAAAUAAAUGAAGAAACACGACAAAGAAAUCGUUAUCACCACUGACAAACCACAAAAACAAAAUGAAAUUUACCGGUGAUCACUAGAAAAACUGUUCAUAAGAUUUCAGACGUAGUCACCACAUUAUUACUGUUUAUAUUU
Molecule: messenger RNA, 3408 nt
Organism: Spodoptera exigua (beet armyworm)
Lineage: Eukaryota; Metazoa; Arthropoda; Insecta; Lepidoptera; Noctuidae
Source: the annotation of a GenBank genome assembly